Molecule: messenger RNA, 1497 nt
Organism: Lachancea nothofagi CBS 11611
Lineage: Eukaryota; Fungi; Ascomycota; Saccharomycetes; Saccharomycetales; Saccharomycetaceae
Source: the annotation of a GenBank genome assembly
AUGCGAGUGAUGCAAUUUCGGUGCAGUUUUCGUCGUCCACACCAAGCUGAAAUAAAUGCCAGGGAGCAGGAAAACCCAGGCCAUCGAAGCAAUUACCAGUGCGAGCUCCAUGCGAAUCGCUGCGAUAUCUCAAUCUUGUUUUUUCACAACCGUUUUUUGCAAUGCACGACGGCUACUAUAGUACGGGUCCCCGACCGACCUACAUAUAUAAAGAUAAAUAGUGGUCUUGCUUGGGAGCUCUUUUGCGAAAGGAGAUCGUUUCGGGAUGAACUCCGAUCGCAGCCUAAUACGCAGAUUUUUGACUACUGUCGUGUUUCUUUGAUUGUGGGUUUGCAUGCUAACGCAAAAACACACACACGAUUAGUCUCCCACUCUCGCACUAGCACCCAUAUACAGAGGGAGCGUCUGAACACACCUGUACAAAAACUCCGGACUGAGAAAACGGGUUGUACUGUCACAUUCGUACCAAAACUCGGCUUCGCGCUAUCGACACACACACACACACACACACACACAAACGCACACACAGGUGGCAUUUUCAUCGCAAUGGCAGACCCGUUUGAAAGCAGUCACGACGAUGGAUGCGACGCAUUCCGUGGCGCACGCGCUCCACCACCAGCACCACUGCCGCCGCCGGCGCCGCCUCCUCCUCUUCCCCUUUUGUCACAUCCACCACAACAGUCCCAACGCAGCACACCUAACUCGUCGUUGUAUCAUGCCGGCAUGCUGGAAACAUCGCCCACGUCAAGCGCAAGUUCUGGAUCGAGCCAGAAACCGUCCCGCAGACUUUGGAGCCCCAUGGAGGACCUGUUCCUGCUUACCCUGGUCCUCACACAUAAGCACGCUCUGCCCGUUUCCUCAAAUGUACGACGCUUUUGGGAAUUCGUCAGUUUUCAGUUGCUUCAAGAGCAUUCUCUUCAGCGAAACACUCGCCAAUGUCGCGACAGGUUCAAUCUUCUGUAUACGCGUGGGGUGCGAAAUGCAGCUUGCAACGUUGAGCCCGGUUCUCAUCGCGAUGCUCUCAUACUGAAAAUAGCGCAAGUAUUCGAUUCGACAGGUCGAGGUCAUUAUCGACUCAGCCGUGCGUAUUCCAAACAGCCACGACAGGACACAUCUCAACUGUUGUACCAAGGUUUACCUUUUGCUCAAGCCCACGUACCAGAUCACAAUGCAUAUUCAGGGUUUGGCUUAGGCCCCGCAACAAUUGAUACCGCUGAUUCGGUAUCGCCCGAAACAACGAAAUUUCCCGAGCCAUCUGAGCUGACCCAUAUCUCAGAUUCGGUUAGCUCUUUGAUGGCCAGUACUCAAAGCUUGGCCACUGAUUUUCAAGACCUCUCGGAAAGAUUCACGCAACUAUCAGAUCAAGUCAAAUUCAUUCAAAUGAGAUUAGAUAAUAUUCACGAACCACCUUAUCACAACAGACUUAUGCCAGGUAUGUAUAAUAGUAAUCCUUUCCAGCCAAGCGGUUUCCCGCCACCUAACGAGGGGCACGGCUAA